AUGGGAAGCUGCGGCAUACCAAAAGAGGUCGAGAAUGCAGAGAUCCACGUGGGCACUAACAACGUGCUCAAUGCCAUGCUGCGGUAUACGUGCAAAGAGGGUUACAAAAGGAAAGCGGGGACAUCCACCCUCAUCAGGUGUGAGCAGAAAGACAACCAACUCCACUGGACAGAGAGCAAUCUGAAGUGCAUCCGGGAUCCUGCUUUACCUCCUUCAACCCCCAGCCCUAAACCGACAACAUCAGCCCCCAUCCCAGAGGAGACCAGUCCUACCAGCCAAGGGGAUCCUGCUUUACCUCCUUCAACCCCCAGCCCUAAACCGACAACAUCAGCCCCCAUCCCAGAGGAGACCAGUCCUACCAGCCAAGUCACUCCAGAGAUCACUACAGACCCAGGCAUGGCUUCAACACCGUCCCGUGGAAGGGAGACCACCUCACCGCUGGCAGGUCCCACGUCUCAACCCACCGCUGACACAUCUUCACUGGAAACACUUGUGACCACAACCACGGCGAUCGGGUCGACCCAGGUGUCCACUAACCCAACCACAGAAGGCAUGACGCAGCCGUUUACAACAGCCAGCCAGGACACACACACCUCCUGGGGGGGGACUAACCAACCGUCCCCAGAUACAUUUACAACAGAUGGAGACAAGUCAGCAGCAGCAUCCGUCAGCCUGACCACUGAAGAGCAAACACAGCUACCCACAGCAGCCACUCCCAGCACUGAAGGUUUCACCCAGGUCGUGAUUUCUUCUACGGUGUUUCCACUGGUGUUGCUGAUUGCAGCUGUUGGGUUAUAUUAUGCCUGGAAAAAACAAAGCUGCAGGAGGCAUCAGUUUGCAUUUCGUCAAGAAGACAUCCCACUUAGUACAUGGAGGGACAUCAUGGGGGCUGGACUCAAUGACCCUCCGAGGUCCCUUCCAGCCCAAAUGUCUAUGAAUGGCUGUGAAAUCAUAGAACGACGGGAAGAAAUGCCCCUGGAAGACCAUCAAAACGACCUAGAACACCUGACCGAAAGGACAGAGAUGAUGGCGUCUUGUAUGACGCCCACUGGCUGAGGCCCUCAACGAAAUCAGUGUUAUCCGCUAAACUUGAAAGGGGGAAGGAUCCUUGGUGCUUUGAAGACCCACACUCCAGCUGCAUUAGGCUCCGACUGGUCAGUCACCACGUGCCAUCCACUCAACUCCUGACUGAACAUACAGCUUUAUUUUUAAGCAGUGGCAAGUAUUUGCAAGACCUGGCUUCCCAUCUUGCCAUCACGGUGAAAGGGUAGGAGAAGCCCUACAAAUGUUCUGCGUGGCUGCUCUGUUUUCUUCCCUUCAACCUGAGCUCAGAAUAUACUAGUUCUCCUGGUACCUGCAAGAGAUCACUUAGAUAUUCUGGGCACAUCUUUUCAUUCUUAUUUUACUGAACUGGUACUUUCAAAGAGAAAAAGAAACAAAGCUGUGGAGGGUUCUGAAGUGGCUCAGGUGGUCUGUUAUGUCCCAUGGAAAGAAGGCAGGAGAGAAGAAGUGACUGGUGAGCCGGAAGGGAAGAACACAGCCCAGAUAAAGAGAACAGAAAGGUGGCGUUAGCUUAUGAGGCGAAAUGUCUGGGGGGUGGAGGGGAAAGGAUAUUCUCCAAUUGCUACCAGCAACGUCCUGAGCCUCAGGAGGAAGAGGACCUGCCGGAGCCACAUCUGGCGAUCUGGGGUCAGCCACAACAUUUUGCUCAGGGAUCUUGCACGGACACUUUACAGCCCGAUCCCAGAUGUUUGCACAGGGCAGGUCUUUCCAGCAGACUGAUUUCCCCUCAGAUGACAGCAAUGCCACAUCAUCCUGUUACAGAGGUGACCAGAGGCUGGGCAGUGCAACACAAGGAGUUCGUAUUUCCCAUUUCAGUGCCCGUCAUGGCGACCAGGCCUUUUCCUCACGCUGUGCAAUAUAGACAGAGUGCUUUAAACCAAAGCUAAUAAACGUUUUUAUACACAAGGGAUCAGCCCCCCUGUGAGUCUUUGCCCUAUUCUGGCAUCUCUCGGGAGAAUUUGUCACCCAGUGUGGAAUUAAAGCGUUGCCACCAGGCGUGGGGGAAGCAGAGCGUUUAGCUCGAUUCACAAAGACAUUGGACAUGUGCUUGGAGGAAAGGGGCAU
Molecule: messenger RNA, 2127 nt
Organism: Alligator sinensis (Chinese alligator)
Lineage: Eukaryota; Metazoa; Chordata; Crocodylia; Alligatoridae
Gene: IL15RA
Product: interleukin 15 receptor subunit alpha
Exons: 9
Coding region: 1-1056 (351 amino acids)
Biological process (GO): interleukin-15-mediated signaling pathway
Cellular component (GO): plasma membrane
Molecular function (GO): interleukin-15 receptor activity
Source: RefSeq, a predicted model, not a curated record